This is a messenger RNA of Diospyros lotus (date-plum), 891 nucleotides long. Its product is annotated as cytochrome c biogenesis CcmF C-terminal-like mitochondrial protein. NCBI's taxonomy places the organism in Eukaryota, Viridiplantae, Streptophyta, Magnoliopsida, Ericales, Ebenaceae. The record is from RefSeq and is a predicted model, not a curated record. Gene Ontology annotation, biological process: cytochrome complex assembly.
AUGUGUAACACAGUUGUCCUAAAACAGAUUCAUUUCACCGACCGGCAACUGCUGGGUCUCCCCAUCUCUCCUAAACUUCCCUUGGUCUUCGACCCGAGCUCUAUGAGACAGAAACUUGUCUUAUGUACGGUUCGGAGGCCGAGCCCCACCCCAGCAGUAAGAGUGCGGCUUAGGUCAACUAACACAAAGAAGAUACAGUUCACUCAACGAUUGCCUUUGGGUUCCGAACUCCAUAUGGGGAAGGAGCGUUGUUGUUUGCGAGGUCUCGAUCAUUUACGUGGACCCACUUUUCAUUCCAUUUGUGGGAACUUGAUGAUCUAUAAAUCGUCCUUAACAAACGAGCGGCUCAUGUUUGAGCAUGAUGAAUCACUUCAUGCUAACCUAUUGCCAAUAAACUUUCCGACCUCAUAUGAGAAUGGAAAACUAGAGCAUUUUCUUCAUCCAUGGAUGAAGAAUUGCGAACAUAAUAAUUUAUGGCUAGCCAUGUUCCCAGAAAAAAAAUACUUUCGAGAAACGACGAGUACGACUAAAGUGGCUAUACAUACAAAUCCAUUUACGGAUCUAUAUGCUUCAAUUGGAAUUGGAAGUUCCAGAACAGGUGGCUGGUAUACCACCAUAAUGAAAUUGCCUUUUCUUUUUUUUAUUUGUAUAGGAUUUAUGCUGGCUUCGUUGGGAGGCUCGCGUAGUUUGUUAUGUCAGCUCCAAAAGGAUAAGUUGCGUUGGAAUCAAGAAAGUUCCGUGGAGUUCAUAAUUGCAAAAGGAGUCAAAGUAGUAGUUGUGGCGCGUUGAGGCACUUCUUCGAUGGUCCCCGUCCGCCCGACCGGCCGGCCCGCUCUGAGGAAUUCAUGGGCCGGCAGGCGGGCGAGACAGAAUAAGCGAGCACUACUAACC